Molecule: messenger RNA, 1378 nt
Organism: Calliphora vicina (urban bluebottle blowfly)
Lineage: Eukaryota; Metazoa; Arthropoda; Insecta; Diptera; Calliphoridae
Gene: Pex19
Product: peroxin 19
Exons: 4
Coding region: 184-1065 (293 amino acids)
Biological process (GO): protein import into peroxisome membrane
Cellular component (GO): peroxisome; peroxisomal membrane
Source: RefSeq, a predicted model, not a curated record
UGAAUGCAUGAUAAUAAUUACGCACUACCACAUUUCAGAUUUCCCCUUUCUUUGGCGUGAAGAAAUUUUAACCAACAAAAAAAAAAAUAAAAGAAAAAUUAAUAUCAAUAGAAAGGGAAUCUGUUACAACAUUUUUAUAAAACACAAACUACACAAAAAUAGUGCAAAUACAAAUCACGUGCAAUGGCUGAUCAACAAAAACCCAAUGACAAUGAACUCAACGAAUUGUUAGACAAUGCUCUACAAGACUUUAGUAAAAAUGAUAAAAGCUCAAGCAAUAAUGCAAGUGCAGUUGCCACAGCAGGUGCAACAGGAGAAAGUGCAGAGCCAGCUGGUGACUCUGAAGAAUUCUUUUUAGAACAGGCUAAAUUAUUGGCUGAACGCAUGAACACAUUGUUCGGUGGACCCGACACACCCAGUGGUGAUGUGCCCCCUAUGCCUCAAGAUCCCGAACAAAUUUUAUCCGGGUUUAAGAAAAUGGCCGAAGCUGCUGCUAUGACUUUGCAGGGAGAAAACUCAGCCAGCGAUGAAGAAGUUGCCAAAUAUUCCGAUAGCAUAGCCCAAGCUUUGAAAGGUCUUCAAGAGGGCACCGAUAACUUGAAUGCACCAGUUUCAGAAACUGAUGUCGCUCAAAUGUUUGGCGGUUUGAGUUUGGAAAAUGCUGGCACCGAUGAUGGCAACAUGUUCCUACCCUUUAUGGAAGGUAUGAUGCAGUCGCUAUUGUCCGCUGAAAUUCUUUUGCCAAGCAUUAAAGAACUUUUGGAAAAGUAUCCCAAAUACUUGGAAGAAAAUGGUGAUAAAAUAUCGGCCGAAGAUAAAGAACGCUACGAAAAACAAUUGGAGUUGUACAAAGUUAUUGAGGGACAUUUGGAAAGUGAAAAUGCCAAUGAUUCAGCUAAAGAAAAACGUGAUAAAUUCAAAAUUGUAUUAGAUGAUAUGCGUAAAUUGCAAGAAUAUGGUCAACCACCGGAAGAAAUUUUAGCCGAAACUGCCGGUGAUUUGCCAAUGUUAGAUCCUGCAGCAGCGGGUGCCGCCGCUGGUAAUCCCCAAUGCCCCAUGAUGUAGUAGCUAAUGUCAAUUUGUCGUUGUUGAAAUUUAUGCCCAAAAUAAUUUAUUUUUUUUUUAAAUUGAUUUCUAAAUGAUUUUUUAUCAUUAUUUUUAUUUUAAUUAUAUAGUAGUAUUAUAAUCAUCUACUUGUUGUGGUUUUACGGUUUAUCUUUUUUCAUUAUUUGUCUAAACUAAACUUUUUUUAAAAAAAGUUAUUGUAAAAAUGCUAUAAAAUGCAUUUAUUUAAAACUACAUUUUGAAAUGGAAUUAUUAUUUUUGCUAUGACAAACGAUUUAAAAAAAAAAGAGAUAAUAAAUAAAUAUAAAUUCUA